AUGCUUACAACUUCUCAUUAUCCCGCCAAAUCGAAAUUAAGUCAACAAUAUUGGAUAGAUCAGCACAGUAUUCAGAUUCCCUGGUUAAAUUUUCUAACAUCUCAGUCCAUUCCCGAAGAGACCGAUUCAUCGGACUACUCCCGAUCGCAUCGUACCGAGAGUGAGAGUUCAUCUUCAUCGGAGGAGUCCUAUAUCAUUCUUGAAAUAACACAACCUGAUAAAAACCAACAAUUAAAUUAUGCUGAAAUCAUUGAGUGCAAACAAUGUGUGCAACCGUUGAUUAUCGAGAUACCGAAGCAAGAGCGUGCAGUUGAACAUCAAUGCGAACCAAUUAAUGAACAUGAAAAAGUCAUUCAACGGACAAAUUUCAUUCUUUUUCAUGUUCCACAAAAACUCGAUAAAGCCAUUUCAGUUUCGGACGAAGAUUUUCACAUUGAUAUUCGACAAUCGACAAUAAGUCAGUAUUCAAUAGGAACCGACACGUUGAUCGAACCGACUAAGUCGAAAACUGAAACGAAAAUUGUCAAGCAUAUCUAUGAAUUCGAUGAUCCUUCUAAAGAAAAAUAUCAUCGAGUGAAAGAACAAAUCAAAACGAAUUCGAAUACCUCUAAAUCAUCGACAGUACUUCGUCUAAUCAAAGAUCGAACACGACAUGUAAAAAGCAAAUAUACAUUAUCAAAUAAAGAAAACCUUUCUAGCGAGCCCGAGUUACUUAAUGUGAAAUAUCUUGAUGGGCGACCAAGUCUAAGUCAUCCAAAUUACUCCAAUAAACCUGUCUCUCAAUCAAAUUUACCAACGAGCUCAUCGUAUGGUAAACGAUUGAUAAAUCAUGUGCAAAUGUUGCUCAAGCCGAGUUCACACUCGCAAAGAACUUCUUUUCGAUUGUCUUGA
Adineta ricciae is the source of this 891-nucleotide messenger RNA. Lineage: Eukaryota; Metazoa; Rotifera; Eurotatoria; Adinetida; Adinetidae. The record is from the annotation of a GenBank genome assembly.